This is a messenger RNA of Bactrocera oleae (olive fruit fly), 1561 nucleotides long. RefSeq names its product neuropeptide CCHamide 1 (gene CCHa1). Lineage: Eukaryota; Metazoa; Arthropoda; Insecta; Diptera; Tephritidae. The record is from RefSeq and is a predicted model, not a curated record. Gene Ontology annotation, molecular function: neuropeptide hormone activity. Gene Ontology annotation, biological process: neuropeptide signaling pathway.
GCACAACGUUUGCAAAAGUCGAUUUCAAAAGUAUAACGGUCGCUUUGGUAGCGAGUCGAAGGUGUAAAAAAAUUGUGUGUGGAAAAAUUCUCGUGUUCUUUAUAUUUGGUUAACAAAGAAAGUGCUUUUUUUUGUGAGCAAAUCCUAAAUAAAAUGUUUAACUGAAAGUGAAUUCCCACAAUCAAUAGUUCGAAAUUGAAAAUUGUAUUGGAAAAAUGUGCCGCUCAACGGUUUUUGUAAUUGUCUUGAUUUGUUCAGUAUUAGCGUCGAAUGUUCAAGGUUCUUGUCUGGAGUAUGGACAUUCAUGCUGGGGUGCGCAUGGUAAACGCUCCAGUGGCUCGGCUAUUGUCGACAGUAAAACUCGGCUUGUGGAGCGAAAUUCACGCGGCGGCAACCAAUUAAAUUUGCUAGACGACGACAAUUCAAAUCGAUUUGUGGCUAACAAGUUCGACAUCAGUGAGGCAACCACGUCGGCUGAAACUGCACCACACAUAGCCAUGAGUGCAGAAGACACCUCAGCAGAUUCGACAAAAGAGCGCAACUACAUGGGACAAACGCAACUAAAAUUUCCGUUACAAAAGACUAACAGUGAGAACAGCAACUUACCGCUAGAUAACAGUAUUCGAAAGAGUGAGACGGCUGGCUUGCGUGAAGAACGGCAACGCUCUCUACAUUUGCAACAAAAACGCAAGUAUCCGCAACAUAUUGAACGCUGGCAUAAGUUACCGAUUUUCGGCUUACGACGCACCUACAGCAAUUCACCAUUGACGUUGACCGAUGCUGUACCGCUAGAAUUGCCGACACGUAAUGCUGAGAAUGAUUUACUACAACAAAUUGGACAGUUGGCGGGCGAAAGAUUCGACGAUGUUGGUGUUUACUAUGACUUUCCAUAGAAGUUAGAGAGAUUAGAGGGAGAGGAGCGCUGUGGGCAGAACGUGAAGUAAACAUUUGAAGGCUGCAUAAACGCAAACGCACACACAUGCAAACAGUUACAUUAUGUAUGAGUUUUUUCUGUUUAAAAGUGAUUUUUAAAAGGUUACAAAAUUAAAAAAAAAAAAUUAAAAUUAAAACAAUGUAAGUGCAUGAGAAUAUUCUCUAUGAAAGAAAUUACAUAACCAAUUUAAAAGGCUCUAAAUGUAAACAUUUUAUUAUAAGAGAACUCUAUUUGUGUAUUUUAGGCGUUGCACUAAGAUAAAUAACAAAGAUUUUACAAAAAAAAAUUGUCUAACAAAAUUCAACUAUUUAACUAAAAUGUACAUUGUUGUAAGUUAUUAAAUUUUAUGCAAUUUAUGGCUACAUAAUGAUCAGGUUACUCAUUAUCAUAAAAUUUAAAUUAACUCGAUCUCCAUCUAUUUGUCAAAAUAUUGAUGCAAUGGGCUGGAUGCAUCAAUAUUAUUGACGACUAUUAAAGCUGUGUUUAAAAUAAAGUUGAAAAUACUGCAUAUGCAUAAGUAUAAGCAACCAUGUAUUUGUUUUCAAUUCGCAAAAACAAUAUUUAAAUUAACAAACAAAAAAAAAUAAAAAUUAAUUACAAAUAUGAAAAUCUCUAAAAAAUAUAAAA